This is a messenger RNA of Neurospora tetraspora, 1107 nucleotides long. RefSeq lists its product as uncharacterized. Lineage: Eukaryota; Fungi; Ascomycota; Sordariomycetes; Sordariales; Sordariaceae. The transcript is spliced from 3 exons. The record is from RefSeq and is a predicted model, not a curated record. The coding region runs from base 1 to 1107 and encodes 368 amino acids.
AUGGCACCGCGCCAGAUGUCCGCCGGCGCUCGCCCGCAUUCCCCGGCUCCCGUCAUUCGUCCCCGCCCGUGCCAUCACCGGAUCGAGCGCCCACAUGCACCUUCAGCCGUCGCCAGAGCCAUCGCUGCCAGGCGACAAGCCAUUCUCUACCAUCAGCUUCCAAACGAGUUGCUGGCUUCAAGAGUCCAGGAGGACAGCAACAUGAACUGUCUGAUGAUUCUCCGCGGCCUUCCUUUGGACAUCCAUUCCGAUCAGCCCCCUCUCCCCACCACCUGCGAUGAGGAGAUGGAUUGGUACUUCAACUCUGGAGCCUACAGGCGCGACCAAACCCUGGCCAUGCACGAUGGACGCCAUGUUGUCCGUUCAGCUUCUUAUUUGGUCGAACCCAUGCCGGCCGCUCAUCGGGUCCUUCAACCGCCCCCUGCUAUCAACCACCAACAGGCGGCUUCCAUUUCUUCCUUUCCGUCAGUCCAUCAGGUUCCAACCCAGUCAACGAUUCCUGUGGGCGCUCAAUUCUCUCCGCCUCAUCCGUCCCUCUCUCCGUCGGCGGCUCCGGCACUUUCCAAUCCUCUGCCAAGGCUGACCGCUCAUGCCCUGGGCAUGCUGGAACCGGCAUAUUCCCCGACUCUUCUGUCAUGGUCUGAGGAAUCCUCUCUCGAUUCUUCGGAGUCCUCUCUUGUCGAUUCUGCGGAGUCCUCUGACAAUUCCGCGGAUUCUGCUCUCGUUCCCGAGGUCGACAACCCUAAUCCGGCGCGGAUCGUGCCUGGACUACGUCUCCAGCCCAAGGCCCGUAAGUGCUUCGAGCAUUUGCACAAGAAGUUCAGUAGAGCGAAGCGGGAGUGGAUUGGAUCCCUCCACGUCCAAGGAUUCUACCUCUGUACAAGCCGCUACGACGCGCCGGUUGGCACCGCCAACACCCCUUGCGCCGCUUGUGUCAAGCGUGGAAAGGAUUUGGUGAAGGCCUGGAACAACAGAUUCGCGUCCGUUCUAACUUGGAUCGAAAGCACCACGAGCGAGAAGCAGGAGGCUCACCCUCAGUGGGAAGGCACCUUGGGCGCGAUUGGACACCAGAUGGAUGUCGAUCUGGAAAGUGCAGGGGAGGAUUAA